Prosopis cineraria is the source of this 1247-nucleotide messenger RNA. Its product is annotated as mediator of RNA polymerase II transcription subunit 28-like. Bases 317 to 784 code for a protein of 155 amino acids. The record is from RefSeq and is a predicted model, not a curated record. Gene Ontology annotation, biological process: regulation of DNA-templated transcription. The transcript is spliced from 6 exons. Lineage: Eukaryota; Viridiplantae; Streptophyta; Magnoliopsida; Fabales; Fabaceae. Gene Ontology annotation, cellular component: mediator complex.
AAAAGAAUAAGGCCAUGAGGAGGUGAUCGAAACGCAGUUAGGCCAUCACGAGCACGAGUCCCAAACCCAAACCCUUCCCCGGGGAAAAAAAACGCCGGAAACAAGGGUCGGUGGUGUCAGCCGUGAUUUUGUGAACGACGAUACAGGUGAAUCUGAAAAUUUCUAUAAGCAAUCGAUUACAGAAACCAGAGGAGAGUGGCCUGCGAAGGAUCAGCCAAGAAACGCUGUGUUUUGAAAAGGGCUAAGCGGCGAGUGAUCCACAAAGUAGGAACGAAACGAACGGAGAAGACGAUUUCACGCACAGUUCACAGGGUAUAUGGGUGAUCGACAAGUAAUGGAGUCGCAGCACACAGUUGAUCCUCCGCUGCCCUCUUCGCCUCCUUCGAGGGAUGAUAUGGUUGCUUGUGUCAUGGCUUUGGAGGCUGCUUUGCUUCCUUGCUUGCCUGCCAGAGAACUUCAAGCGAUAGACCGCUCCCCCCACCCUUCACAUCAAAUGAACAACUACACAUGGGCUGGAUACAAUUUCUCACUGAAUGUUGACGUAGAGAGGCAUGCCAGAGAUUUUAUGGAGGCUGCCAAGAAGCUUCAACUUUAUUUUAUCAGCCUGCUGCGUGAGAGUCAGCCAUCAAAAGCUGAAAUGCUUAGAAAGGAGAUUGCUUUGAUGGAAGAAGAACUUAAGAGAAAAACGGAGUUGAUUAAAAAGCAAGAGAAUCUAAUUCAGGGGUGGAGAAAUGAGUUAAAAGACCAGUUAGACAAGCACAGUACUGAGUUGGACAGAGUUUAGCGAAAGUUCCUCCGCUGAGAGCAAGGUUUUUUAGAAUACCAGAUGAUGGAAUAAAAAAAGAAGCUGAUAGCUGGGAAAUGUCACCAGUGUUAGAAUAGUUUGUGAUAACGGGAAAAACAAAAUUUGAGAAGAGAUCUCAUCCGACGCGGGGAAUAUUUCAUGUUGAAGAUCGUAAUGCUUAUGGGUUUGGCAUUCUUCUUUCCAUUGCUAAAGUAUGAACUUUCUUGCUAGAUUGUAGUUCUGAAGUGCUAAUGUCUGAGUUAUCACUGUGAAAAUUGUGUUUUAGAGCUUGUUGUGUUGUGCACUUUAUUUUUACUUUUAAAACAUUUAUUAUGUAAGAUGAGAAUCAAAACAAUUAGCAAUCGCUGAUUGAUUUUUUCUUUUUGGAUGAAAAAGAAAGUUUACCAAACUUGUUUAAAGGAAACUACAACCAAUGACAAGAUUUGAAGAGACAUUUAAAAGA